CCGAGCAAAAGCUUGAAAUAUCGCAAAGCUGCGAACAAUGAGAAUCUCAAAACCACCUUUCCGUUUUCGGACUCUUCACGCAGGAAGCCCUGUGACUGGUUCCGGAAGUUUGUUUCUUUGUCUGCAAACAUGCUUAUCGUUGAUUCUCCUAUUAUAUAUCAUUGAUGUAUAGGCGCUGAUCUUAGAUGAAGCGUCUAUUUGUUUCUGUGUACCCUGUCUGAUUAGUAUUUCAAGCUUCUCGUCUCAGCCGACGAAUUUCUCAUUCUAUGACCUGUGGAAACCAUCAUAUAUUGUCAGGAUUUGCUACAAGAGUCUAAGCUAUUUUAAUGUUGUAAUGCUACAUCAUAUACGAUAAUUACAUCUUUCACCAGCAGCUUCAUUUUAUAGCAAACACCCCAUGAUAUCCUACCUACACCCUGAGACCCUCUACGAAGUUUCCUCAAUCUCAACCCGCAGCCCCAUCCACAUAAAUAUUGAUUUCCGCUUGUCCCAAAACCCUACACAAACCUUCAACUCCAUGACCACCAUGCUCAGCAAAAUCCUCUACCUCCCCCUCGAAACUCUAACCCACGCACUAAUUCAACUCGUCGCCAUCAUACUCUUCCUCGCUUUAAUCAUCGUAACCUAUCUUCUCUACACCAUACGAUUCAUCUCUAAUCUCACCGGUCUGACGUUCAUCCUCUAUUAUCUCUGGAACCGAUUCCCCACCAUCAUAAAACGCAAAGCUGCGAUAGUCUAUGAAGAACGACGAGAACUCCGACGACAAAAUGCUGAAGCUAGAACCGAGAGACUCCGCGAAAGAAAUGAAGUGGGUGAGCGCGAAAAAGCACAAAUACGUGAUGCGAUGCGACGAGUCGCAUGGAAAAGAGGAGUAGGGAAGAUGGAUUAUGGGACUGAUUUAGCUGAAGAUGCUAAGAAGUAUAAAUCAGGAGCUGAAUCGAAACUGAAAGAUGGAGAUGAAAACUCUACCAAUCCAAAAAGGAAAGAAAUCGAAGAAUGGAUAGAAGAUGAAGUAUUCAUACAAAAUCCGCAGGAACUACAACAAGAGCUUGAAAAAUUGGAAAAUCGAGCGGAUUAUGGAAAAAAAGCGGGAUAUUGGGAUGAAGAGGAACAGAUGAGGGCUAGAGAGGCAGCGAAGAUUUUGUUGAGGAACGGGGAGGUGGAGGCAUUUCCUAGGUUUGAGGAUAUGGAUACUAGGAUGUGAGGGAUAAGGUUAGAGCGGGCGUAUUUGAGAUGAGGAUAUAUGAAUACGGUGUGAUCGGAUUGUUGGAGAAUUCAAAAUCGCGGAGAACAAACUGAGUCUCUAUUUUAGCAUAAUAUCAUGAAACUUCAUU
This is a messenger RNA of Sclerotinia trifoliorum, 1334 nucleotides long. Lineage: Eukaryota; Fungi; Ascomycota; Leotiomycetes; Helotiales; Sclerotiniaceae. The record is from the annotation of a GenBank genome assembly.